AUGUCUUGGAGAAGUCUCAGCGUGGGUGUUGUCGGUGGCGGUAUUGGAGGCAUGUCCGUUGCUGUUGCCCUGCGCCGCGCCGGACACGAUGUCACCAUCUACGAGAAGUCGGACUUUGCAGGCGAAGUUGGUGCUUCGGUUUCCUGUGCGGCGAACGGAACCCGAUGGCUUCAUGAGUGGAAUGUUGAUAUCGCCAAGGGUGAUCCUGUUGUUUUGAAAAAGCUCAUCAACCGAGACUGGAAGACCGGCGAGCCGGUCAGUGUAUAUGAUUUGGAGGAUUAUGAGAAGCGCUGGGGAUAUGUGUACAACAUGUUCCAUCGACAGUACAUGCACGCCAUGCUGAAGGAUUCAGCAAUGGGCGAGGGUGAGGGAGCCCCCGCGAUAUUGAAGGUUAACCACAAGUGCCACGACAUCGACCUAGCAAACGGCACAAUCACAUUCGAGAACGGAGUAACCGCCCACCACGAUCUCAUCAUCGGCGCCGACGGAAUCGGCUCAGCCGUCCGCGGAAUUCUCGGCAUCACACCAGCAAAGCGACCCUCCGACCAAAGCUGUCUACACACGAACGUCAAAACCGAAGACGCCAUCAAACUAGGCCUAGUCAACUACGCCGCCAACGACGCCCUCGAAUACUGGGGAGGCCAAGAAGGGAAAUGGGACAAGAUCGUCCUAUCCCCCUGCAACGGCGGAAAACUCCUCUCAUACUACUGUUUCUUCCCGCGUGAGCAAGGCGAUUACUCGACACAGGCUUGGGGAGCCCAAGAGCGCCCUGUUGAGGAGCUGCUCAACCCAUACCCGCAGCUGGACAGACAGGUCUUCGAGCACUUGAAGAUCGGGACGGAGAUCAAGCCCUGGCGUCUUUGGGUGCAUGAUCCCUAUCCUUAUCUUCAGCGCGGUAAUGUCUGUUUGCUAGGUGAUGCCGGACACCCGAUGAUGCCUCAUCAGAGCCAGGGGGCGUGCAUGGCUAUUGAAGAUGCUGCUGCGCUGGGGAUCUUGUUCAACAGGGACUAUUUCCGUGGCGAUAUCGCUCAAGCACUUGCUGUUUAUGAGGAAGUGAGACUGCCUCGCGUGACGAGGGUACAGAGUGCGGCCGCGAAGGCGGCGUAUAAUAUAAAUGAGCGGAUUGGGUUCUCUGUUAACAAGAACAUCCCAACUUACAAGGUUGAAGAUGCGAAGAAGGUCCUCACCAUCGAGGAGAUGAAUGCCUAUGAUAUGUACCGAGACAUCGAAGAGAAGCUCGCCGCAAAGCGCGGGGCAGCUUGGGCCGAGAAGUUCGUUUGCGGACUUCCUCUCGGUCUCGAGUUGCCGAACGGGGUCACAGUCAGUGCACUCGGUGCAGUCGGAGCGUGA
Penicillium olsonii is the source of this 1350-nucleotide messenger RNA. The record is from the annotation of a GenBank genome assembly. Lineage: Eukaryota; Fungi; Ascomycota; Eurotiomycetes; Eurotiales; Aspergillaceae.